CCCCGAGCCGCCGUCCCGCGCCCGGCCAGGCUCCGCCGCUGCCUUCUCGACCCCGCGCUGCGGGCGGGGCUAGCCCCAAGGCACCCCAGGAACGCGUGCUCGCCCCAGGAGCAGCAGAGACCCCUCGGCGCGGCUCCCCUGGCUGCCGCUGCCGUGCCCCGGCCGUGCCGGAGGCGUUCCGUGGGGACCGCUCUGGGUCACCAUGUCCCGCGGGGUCAGCCGCUGGCCGGUUCGCCUCCUGAUGAUCACCUGCGUGAUGGCCGGGCCGGCGCUGAGCCAGGAGUGCUCCGCGGAGAAGAUGGAGAAUUCCAUCAUCGAUAUAGACUUGUCCCUGCCCCGCGGCGUCCGGGGCGCGGAGCCGCUGCGCGUCCCCAGCGCGGGUGCGUGUGUCCGUGCCUGCUGCUCGGGGCACCGGCUCGCAGGAGACAAGAAGUGUAAUUUGAUUAUUUUUUAUGCUGCAAGAACAAGUACACAUCCAAACUGCUACUUGUUUUACUGUCCUAGCAUGGAGGCUUGUCCAAUGAAACCUGCAACAGGUCUUGUGAGCUACAAGAUAACUACAGACAUCCAUGCCCCAGAGGAUAAAUCCAUCAAAGCUGAGAACUUUUCUUCAAAUGAGUAUUUUUUGCCUUCAGAUGCUGAAACCUUCAUUCCUCAUAGUCAGGAUAUCCAUUGGAAUCACACUGCCAGCUUGCAGAAAUCUGUCUUUCAUCAGGCAUCUGAACUCUUGAACCACAUAGGCAAGCAUUUGGAUAACAUGGAACUUGAUACAGUUUUUCCUGAAUCUCAAACAGAAAAACAGUCUGAGAGCUUAGACCCCAUCUCAAGGCAGAAAAUAAUUACUCUGCCACCAAACACACUUUCUUCUAUUCCAGUUGGAAACCCGACUGCUUCAUUCACCGCCGCUGCUCAGUCAGGCGCUCUUGAAACCACAAGUGCUUCUCUUACUCCACUGCCAACAAGUACUGCCCAGCUGGAGCCUCACACAGCCUCUCUGCAACCUGGUGCUGUUCUUCUUUCCAAGCCCAUAAAUUCUGCUUCUACUGCUACAACCAAGCAGGUGACCAUGAAUUCCAGGUCUGCUACUGCCCCAUCAGGGUUGAGGACUCCAGCCAUGGCUCCUGAGCCAACAGUUGUUUAUUCCAGUGAUACCAGCCAUGUGAACCUCCUCUCUUUUCCAGGUUUUGUUCUGUCCAGUGAUUCCCCUGCAUCUUCCCAAAAUGACCUUCAGGGUUAUGGCCCAUCUGACUCAGAAAGCUCCCUGUCAGAAGGUGUUCUGAGAGGGAAAGGUGUCUUUCAGCUGGGGGAAAGAAGCAGCCUUGUAGCAGCUUUGUUUUUUGGGGUGAUAUUCUUGUUGCUAGUUAUUGUGCUCACAGGGAAGAAAGUACACGAAUCUCUUCAGAGGAGGCAUUAUACCAGGCUGGAUUACUUGAUCAAUGGAAUGUAUGCUGAUGUCUGACUGGGAGAGGGAAUAAAAUUUUGAGGAGCAUCUCUCACUUUUGAGAGAACUCUGAAAUGGAACAGUAGAUACUGAAAUCUCGAAAGAGGAUGGAUUCCUUUUUUGGGGUUCUAAUAGGAAAGCAGGAGACAGGAGAUGGGUUUGGUGGUGAAAAGGAAUGCUCUGUCUGUGCUGAGCUAUAAUGUCUGUCAUUUUUGAUUUAUUACUAAAUCCUGAGAGUAAACACUUAAAUCCAAGUUAAGCUAAGAAGGUCUUAGAUUUAAGGAGAAAAAGCAUUUCAAGAGCUUAAUCUGUACUGUGACAAGAUUAGUGAAAUUGAAGUACACCUAAUAAAUUGAGUACCUGUGCAGCACGUGGAUGUUUUCAGUGCUAUUUACACCAAAUGCCAGACUGUUACAAGAUUGCCUGGCAAUCCUAUUUACUCUAUUUGUAGCUUUAAAGGAAUACUUUGUAAUAAAGCUUUGCAUCCGAAUGGUUUUAGGUACAAACAGGGAAAAAAUCUAUUACAUAUGACAUAACUUAAUUUUCCUUAUCUAGUUUAUGGCUAUGUACAUAUCUUUAAAGUUCUUCAUACAUCUGCAUACAUCACAAUUAUCCUUAAAACUACAUGCUGCAACUGUGAGUGUUCUCAAAGCACACCCUGUUCUCUUCUAGUGUCCCCUUCAUGUGACUGGUAAUAAGCAUAGCUGCUUAGUAACAGUUAUCUUGAUAUUUGAGUUUUUUUCCAACCUAAACAACUCUAUGAUUUUAUGUUUUCCUGACUCUUCAACAGGGAGAGUAAGUGGGAGCAUCUACUGCCACACAACUUCCAGUUCAUGUUAUUUAAAUUUCCCUUCGCGUAUAGUCAGUCUAAACCUGGUUUUAGAAUGAAAGGCUAGAUUUCAAAGUAUUCAUGUCAGGUGGCAUAAUCAACAACAAACAUCACAGCAGAGAAGAAAGGGUGCCUCAUGAAUGCAAGGGAACAAUUCUAUUACAAAAUAUGAAAUUUGACUCACAUCCAAGAGAUGCUUAGAUCUGUCAAGCUUAGUGUGGUGGGAAGCAGGCGUGAUGCAAAAAAUGGCCUCAAGGCAAGUUUUCUGAAAGCUCUAAAUAACUAAAUGCAGAAAAUUCUCUGAAAAUUCCAUUAUUCAAAGAUCAAAGAAAAAUCGGUGUUCCUUGUGUCAAGAGCUUGAAUUCUUACUAUAUGCAGGCUGCAAAUUGCUUUAUAUAUAUAUAAACCCAGCUGGUCUGCUACAUUGUUUAAGUCUGACAAUGGUUAAAAGAAAAGCAGUCUGGAUAACCUCUUAAAAGUGAAUAAAAUUACAGAAGAAAUGUACCUCAAAUUUA
Molecule: messenger RNA, 2785 nt
Organism: Cyanistes caeruleus (blue tit)
Lineage: Eukaryota; Metazoa; Chordata; Aves; Passeriformes; Paridae
Gene: MANSC1
Product: MANSC domain containing 1
Source: RefSeq, a predicted model, not a curated record